Dreissena polymorpha is the source of this 1813-nucleotide messenger RNA. RefSeq names its product integumentary mucin C.1-like. Bases 101 to 826 code for a protein of 241 amino acids. The record is from RefSeq and is a predicted model, not a curated record. Lineage: Eukaryota; Metazoa; Mollusca; Bivalvia; Myida; Dreissenidae. The transcript is spliced from 9 exons.
GACAAGGUUGAAAUGAUUGAUAGCGUGUUAUCUUUUAUGAGGCUAAAGUUGUAUUAACAGUAACAGAUCAGUGUUCAACAUAAUAUUUCAAAUCGAAACAAUGUCUCCAUACUGCGCACUGUGUUUUGCAGUAUUAAGCUGUCUAUUUUACGUGGAUUUUACCGGGUGUGAGGCAAUAGAGUUAACAGGAAAUGUAACAGACGUGAUGGAAAACGAUACGAUUGUGUUGACGUGUAACGUGUCAUCAGCUGUGCAAAUUCCAUCGUUAUAUUGGGACAAAACAGAUAACGUCUCUGGUGUUAAUAACAUUUACUUUGUGAAAUUGCCUGAAUGUUAUGAUCUUAAACCUCCACCAGAGUACAUGUCAUGUUCAUGUAUAUCAAACUCCGUUGUCAGCUGUGUCAUUUUAUCAGUCACGCUGGACUUAGAUGACAAUGUUUUUCAAUGUCGUUAUAUGAGAAACAACACCAGGAUAGAAAGCAAUGAAUUAAAGAUAAAGUUUCAAGCGCCGCCAGCUCCGACAACCACGACAACAACAACAGCGCCGCCAGCUCCGACAACCACGACAACAACAACAGCGCCGCCAGCUCCGACAACCACGACAACAACAACAGCGCCGCCAGCUCCGACAACCACGACAACAACAACAGCUACUUCGCCUUUGACAACUCUGACAAGCACAGAUAUUAGUACAGAUUCGUCUGUCACAGUCUACUCAACAAAAGCUAAAGUAGAAAGCAGUUCGUGUCCUGUAUGUGGUUCCAGAGUAACGAUAUUCAUUUCGAUUACGGUGAUGAUGUUGAUGUACUUCGACUGGAGAUACUGACAAUUUUCGUGGAUUUUGUUGUUUUUUACUGAUACUUCAACAACACACUGUUUUGUGUAGCAUUCCUCUAAUAUAUUGGAAAUUUAAAAAAUAUUGUGUUUGAUUUGUAAUGAUUUUGCAUUAUGUACUAAAAUUAAGUGGGUGAACAUUAUUUUAGUAUACGUGUCGCUAUUAAACAUAUCAUUGUCAUCAUUAUAAAUGAAAAUAAUUAAUACGAUAGAACAAGAUUAUACAUUGUUUAAUAAUAAUAAUGUUAUUCUACAUGUUUGUGUAUUAUGAUAGAUAUGCAGCAUAUGCCAUAUAGAACCAGUGACUGAUAUUUAUUUAAAUUACAAUGGUAACACUGUGUUAAAUUAAAAACAAGUUUGAACGUUAAAACACUUAGCUUGAUGGUAUUAAAUCAUUUGGUUUCAGUUCAAAAACAAAAUCAAUUUUUUAACACCUGUUCGAAUGCCUUAUCUUUACUGUGACAUCAGAUAUUUUAAAACCAUUAAAUGCACUGAUACAAAUCAGGAUGAAAAAACAACAACAAAUAUAUCGAUUUCAUGCACACCGCACAUAACGACUACAACGACUAUGUUUCUAUGUCUGUCUGUAAAAGUAACAACAACACUUAUUAAACAUUGAAUCGAUUUUCUUGACAAUUGUUACUGUCUUAAUUUAAUAUUUUUACCAAUAUUGACACCCUUCGUUUAAGCAUUCUAUUGCUCCUUCGCUGAGCACAAACAAGUUAUCGUUUUAUGAUCAAAUACUUUCCAUACAAUAACAACAUGGAGUCAUUAAUCACAGGUGGCAAACAAAUGUCUGCCAUAAAGCACAAUUUAUGAUGCUCCCAAGUCUUCUCAUGGUACUAGUAUUUAGCAGUAAUUUCAUGCAGUAAGUUAGCGUUGUAAUGCUUAACUGUUGCUAAAAUUUGCAAGGUAUUUACAACAUAAAAGUCAUUCGGAUGAUUGGCAAUCAUGUAUGGAAUAAAGCAAUUAUCUUGAG